AUGGGCAUAGAAGCUGCGCCCGACCAUCCAGAAGGCUCGAUCCAAUCGGCACCCCCAAGCGCUUUGCGAUGGACGGACGAGCAUGAUCCAGAGAACCCAUUCAACUGGCCGGCGACAACGCGAUGGAGAGUGGUAGGUCUGGCAUGUUACGUAACUUUUAUUGUCGGAUGGAAUGCCACCACCAUCUCGGGCGCAGCGCUGGAAAUCGGCGAAUACUUCGGCGUCAGUGAUGAGCACUUCCCCAACUCAUUCUGGCCCGUCACGUCUUGGGCAACCGGCGCUGCCAUUGCCCCUAUGAUUGUGCUGCCCAUUAUGGAGGAUUUUGGCGUUCGUCCAGGUUACUUGAUCUCUUAUUUCACGUUUUCAAUCUUCGUCAUCCCGCAAGCUGUGGCCAAGAAUUUCGCGACACUGAUUGCCACUCGCUUCUUCGCUGGCUGUUGCGCUGGAAUCCUACAGGAUGGAACCGACGGCAUUGUCGCCGACUUGUUCCCCAACCCUGUGAAGCGAAGCCUACCGAUCAGCUGUUACGUGUUUUCACUACUCGCCGGGGUUACAGUCGGUCCGGUCAUUGGCGGUGCUAUCAACGCCCACUUGAAUUGGCGAUGGAUAUUCUACAGCCAACUGUGCAUCUACUUUGGCUCACUCCCGUUUAUAUUUUUCUUCAUGAAAGAAACUCGGGGUCCUGUCAUCCUGUUGAAGCGGGUCAAAAAUGCAGCUAAUCAAGAGCAAUCCAAUAUCUCUGAGCUGGAAAAACAACAGCAUCACGUCAAUAUUCUGCAGUUCGUGAAGGACAACGUUGUACGGCCUGCCUAUAUGCUUGUCACGGAGCCGGUUGUCUUCUUCUUCACCCUCCUGACAGCACUGUCCUACGGCAUCGUCUUUGUCUCGUCGCAGAGCGUGGCCCAAGUCUUCAUGACGCUGUAUGGCUGGGAGGAGCACCAGACCGCCUACAUGCAAUCGGCGGUCGUGGUCGGCGAAUUCCUCGGCCUCCUCGUAUGCCUCUAUCAGAACCACCUGUUCGAGAAGGCGUUCCGACCCGAAAGUCGCACGCCCAAGUCUCGACUUCCAGAAGUCCGCCUGUACAUGAGCAUCCCCGGCUCUUUCAUCGGACUGAGCGGCGGACUCUUCUGGUACGGCUGGACAAGCUACAGCUCGUUGCAUUGGAUCCUGCCCGCCAUCGGCCUGGCCCUUACCGGCAUUGGCAGCAUGGUGGUCAUGCAGGCCGUCAUGAUGUAUCUGACGGAUGCUUAUGCAAAGUAUGCUGCGAGUGCAAGCGCCGCCGCCUGCGCGGGAGAAAACGUCUUUGCCGCAUUCUUGCCUCUGGCGGCUCAGGCAAUGUACACCAACCUCGGUUUUCACUGGGCGAGCAGUGUUCUGGCGUUUAUUGCACUCGCCUUGAGCUUCGCGCCUAUAGUGCUCAUUUUCUACGGUGAGACCAUCAGGAAAUGGAGCCCGUUCAUGUCUCAAGCCACAUAUGAGUGA
Fonsecaea nubica is the source of this 1482-nucleotide messenger RNA. RefSeq lists its product as hypothetical. The record is from RefSeq and is a predicted model, not a curated record. Lineage: Eukaryota; Fungi; Ascomycota; Eurotiomycetes; Chaetothyriales; Herpotrichiellaceae. The transcript has 5 exons. Gene Ontology annotation, molecular function: transmembrane transporter activity. Gene Ontology annotation, biological process: transmembrane transport. The coding region runs from base 1 to 1482 and encodes 493 amino acids.